AUGAAGCAGGGUGCAUCUCUCCUGCUGUCGCUCGCCGCGGCGGCCUCCAGCGUCGGCGUGGCAGCUGCGCAAAAGUAUGCUUUCGCUCACCACGUUGUUGGUGACACCGUAGCUCACACUCAGGCUGACUGGGAAAACGACAUCACGCUCGCCCACGACGCUGCCCUGGACGCUUUUGCUCUUAACGUUGGAUACCCCAAUGACAACUAUCUGUCGACCCAGGUAGCAAAUGCCUUUGCCGCCUGUGAGGCCCUUAGCAAUGGCUUCAAGUUGUUCUUCUCCUUCGACUACCUCGGUGGUGGCCAAGCAUGGCCCGCAUCAGAGGUAAUCUCGUGGUUGGAGGAAUACAGCACCUCGGACUGCUACUUGACCUACAAUGAUUUGCCCUUUGUCUCUACCUUUGAAGGUACCGACAACAUCGAAGACUGGGCCCCUGGCGGCACCAUCCGGUCUGCCAUUGAUGUGUACUUUGUACCAUGCUGGACGAGUCUGGGUACCUCUGGUCUCACUCCUUACCUGGACUAUGUCCAGGGUUUCUUCAGCUGGAACAUGUGGCCGGUUGGUGCCAGCGACAUGAGUGACGAGGCCGAUCUCGAGUGGAUUGACGCCAUUGGCUCGGACAAGACCUACAUCAUGGGAGUUUCCCCCUGGUUCUUUCACAGCACCACCGGCGGUGAUUAUCGGUGGAUUUGGCGCGGUGAUAACCUGUGGGCUGACCGGUGGCAAGAAGUAUUCAGCGUCGGACCUCAAUUCGUGGAGGUCGUUACCUGGAACGACUGGGGCGAGGCUUCCUACGUCGGACCCUUCUACAGUGACGACGAAGUCCCAGCUGGAUCCUUGGAGUACGUCGAGGACAUGCCGCACGAGAGCCUCCGAGACUUCCUGCCGUACUAUAUCGCGACCUUCAAGGGCAACGACUUUGACAUCUCGCGCGACCAGAUGCAAUACUGGUACCGUCUGUCGCCGCUGUCCGGCGGCAGCGAGUGCGGCAUCAUUGGCAACGACCCUGAUGACGGGCAGACCGCAGUCGACGCCAACUCGAUCCCAGAAGACAAGGUGUUCUUCAGCGCCCUGUUGAUGUCCGAUGCGACCGUCGAGGUGCAGAUUGGCGACAACGCUGCGGUGUCGUACAGCGGUGUCGCAGGUCUCAACCACUGGGACCAGGACUUCAACGGCCAGACCGGCGCUGUCACCUUCAGCGUCAUCCGUGACGGCGCCACGGUCAAUAGCGGCACCGGUGCUACCAUCACCGCGGACACCGAUCUGUCCGAUGGCUGCACCAACUACAACGCCUGGGCGGGCAGCUUCUAA
Talaromyces atroroseus is the source of this 1311-nucleotide messenger RNA. RefSeq lists its product as hypothetical. Gene Ontology annotation, biological process: mating projection tip cell wall disassembly. Lineage: Eukaryota; Fungi; Ascomycota; Eurotiomycetes; Eurotiales; Trichocomaceae. The record is from RefSeq and is a predicted model, not a curated record. Gene Ontology annotation, molecular function: glucan endo-1,3-alpha-glucosidase activity. The transcript has 3 exons. Bases 1 to 1311 code for a protein of 436 amino acids.